GUAGUAUUACAGAUUUUAGAGUUGGGGUAAGAGAGAUGGGAAGAGGUAAGAUUGAGAUCAAGAGGAUUGAGAACCCAACAAACAGGCAAGUGACUUACUCAAAGAGGAAGAAUGGAAUAUUAAAAAAGGCAAUGGAGCUCACUGUUCUUUGUGAAGCAAAAGUUUCUCUUAUUCUUUUCUCCAGUUCUGGGAAGUUGUCUGAGUACUGUAGCCCUUCUACCACACUGCCAGAAGUCUUGAGCAAAUAUCAAACAUCUACAGGAAAGAGGUUGUGGGAUGCUAAGCAUGAACUUCUAAGCAAGGAGCUGGAGAGAAUCAAGAAAGAGAAUGAUAGGAUGCAGAUCGAGCUAUGGCAUUUGAAAGGAGAAGAUGUUGAUACACUAAAUCACAUUCAGCUCCAGACAAUAGAGGAAGCCCUUGAAAAUGGUCUUACUAAAGUUCAUGCCAAAGAGAUGGAGUUCUUUCAAAUGCUCAAGAAGAAUGAAAGAAUGCUAGAGGAGGAGAAUAAACGCCUCGUUUACAUCUUGCAGCAACAAAUGGCUACUGAAGAUAAUCUCAGGGAGGCUGAAAAUGGGUAUGGCCAGAAAGGAAGAGAUUGUAAUUCCUACAUGCCUUUUGCCUUUCGCUUGCAGCCAGUUCAACCCAAUUUGCAGGACAACAAAUAGAAUAACUGUCCAUGGUUACAAAUUCCUCUAGCUAACACUAGGAGAAUUUAUAUACAUGUUUCAUACAUGUCUAGUGAGUUUAUGAGGUAGAAUAUGUUGAUCAACUUAAGGUGAACUAACUCAAAUUUUUGUGAUGACACCUUCUUAUUUGAAACUAGUAUAUGUUAAAGA
Messenger RNA from Telopea speciosissima, 836 nucleotides. Its product is annotated as agamous-like MADS-box protein MADS9. Gene Ontology annotation, molecular function: DNA-binding transcription factor activity, RNA polymerase II-specific; RNA polymerase II cis-regulatory region sequence-specific DNA binding; protein dimerization activity. Gene Ontology annotation, cellular component: nucleus. Gene Ontology annotation, biological process: positive regulation of transcription by RNA polymerase II. Lineage: Eukaryota; Viridiplantae; Streptophyta; Magnoliopsida; Proteales; Proteaceae. The transcript is spliced from 7 exons. The record is from RefSeq and is a predicted model, not a curated record. Bases 36 to 665 code for a protein of 209 amino acids.